AUGCCGAUCGUUUCCGUCACGCCCCCGGGAUUUGAAAGAUAUGGCCUCCCCAAGUCAGUCAGUUUGGCCCAUGGGGGGGCGUCAUGUAACCCAGUCGCCGAAUCGAGGGGAUUGAGAACCCACAUAUGCUUUUCUUACAUUGAAUCGUUCCAACUGGAGUCUGGCGUCGAGUUGACUGAUGUAACGGUUGCCUACAAGACCUGGGGCAAGCUCAACGCCAACGGCGACAACUGCCUGAUUAUUUGCCAUGCCUUGUCUGGCAGCAGUGAUGUAGAAGACUGGUGGGGGCCUUUGUUGGGCUACGGAAAGGCCUUUGAUACCUCCAGAUUUUUCGUCUUCUGUGCAAAUGUUCUCGGUUCUCCCUAUGGCACUACCUCGCCAUUGAGUAGGAAUCCAAAGACAGGCCGUCUUUACGGUCCAGAAUUCCCACAAACAUCCGUCCGAGACGACGUUCGUUUGCACAAACUCGUUCUCGAUGCUCUGGGAGUCACCAGCGUCGCAGCUGUAGUUGGAGGUUCUAUGGGCGGCUUUUUAACCCUCGAGUGGCCCCUGUGUUUUCCGGGCUACAUUAAAAACAUCGUUCCCAUCUCAACCUCUGUUAAUCACGACGCCUGGGGAAUAGCCUGGGCUGAAGCGCAAAGACAAUGCGUUUUUGCGGACCCCGCCUACCAAGACGGCUACUAUCAUCCAACUCCUGCCACUCAACCAGCAUCAGGACUUGCGGCAGCUCGAAUGGUUGCCAUGCUCACGUAUCGUUCUUCACCCUCCUUCCACGCUCGCUUUGGAAGGUCUCCUGCUGCAAAGGAUGGCCGGAAACCAAAAUCUCCAAAUAGCGUUCCAAACAGCAUUCCAAACGGUGUUCCAAAUGGCGUUCCAAAUGGUGCCCCGAAUGAUGUUCCGAAUGGCGUUCCAAAUGGCGUUCCGAAUGAUGCUCCGACUGAUGUUCCGAAUGGCGUUACCAAUGGUGUUACUAAUGGCGUUGCUCAGGAUAACUUGCUCCCUCAACCAGCACCACUAGAUACCCGAAGAGACAGCAAGAUCUCUGAAGAAGCGAAAGUUGUAGAAGGCAAAGCAGUGCGCCCGACAUUUACAGCGCAGAGCUACCUUCAAUACCAAGGUCAGAAGUUUGUUGGCCGUUUCGAUGCCAACUGUUUCAUACAUCUCACUCGAAAAAUGGAUCAUCACGAUCUCACCAGGGGGAGAAUCAAGGAGCAGCAGGGGGAUGGCGUUCAGGAUUCAUCGGACGAUGCCCUUUUAUCUCAGGUCUUAAGCAUCGUACCGCCGAAAUCCCUGGUUGUUGGGAUAACAUCCGAUGUGCUAUUCACGCCCGAGCAACAGGAUGUACUUGCUAGAAAUUUGCCAGAGGCGUCGCUGGUCAUGAUACCUUCCGCCCAAGGACACGAUGGGUUUUUGUUGGAGUUUGAAACUUUGGGUCCCUUGAUUGACGGGCAUCUAAGAGAGCGGUGCCCCUGGGUUUACGAAGGCCCUCCGCUGGUUGUUGAAGAUUCGAGGAAGGUGGUCAAAGAUAGUCUCUUCGGGGAGGUUGAAUCUGGCUGGUGA
Molecule: messenger RNA, 1560 nt
Organism: Amorphotheca resinae ATCC 22711
Lineage: Eukaryota; Fungi; Ascomycota; Leotiomycetes; Helotiales; Amorphothecaceae
Exons: 3
Coding region: 1-1560 (519 amino acids)
Biological process (GO): L-homoserine metabolic process
Molecular function (GO): homoserine O-acetyltransferase activity
Source: RefSeq, a predicted model, not a curated record